CUUAAACAACCUUAUUUUUUACCACCAAAUUCGAUGGCUGUAAAUUCUUCACAGUACAAAAAAUUGCCUUCUUCUUUAACUAAUCAAUCCCGAGGAAUUUACCUGCCUUUAGCCACUAUUCCAAUAGUUUUUUGGAUUGGCGCUAGAUAGAUCCAUAAAAAGGCAUAAAGUUCUCCGUGUAACCGAAAAUUAACAAUGGAGAACGAAACUGUGGACCGUGCACCGUCACCGGCAUUUGAGGACGAUACGCACUCGGUCCAAGGUGAAGAUGAAAAAUUAGACGCAUUCGGUGACAUUGACACGAAUGCACGAGGAAACUCUCAUCACGUUAACGACCAUGGAGAGGACUUGGUCGAUGAUGAUGACCUUUUGGACGAUGAUGAAGACGAGGAUGAAGAUGAUGAGGACGAAGAUGAAGAAGGUGGAAGCCGACGGAAGCGUCCUCGUCGGGAAAAAAGAAACCAGUUCCUCGAUAUUGAAGCCGAAGUCGAUGAGGAUGAGGAAGAUAUUGAAGAGGAUGAGGACGAAAUUGGUCGUGAAGAUGGCUUUAUUGAAGAAGAAGCUGGUGCCGAUUAUGUUACUGAUGAUCGCCGUCAUCGUGAACUUGAUCGGCAACGGCAAGAAUUUCAAAGUGUCGAUGCUGAGCGUCUUGCUGAGGAAUAUCGUCACAAAUAUGGUCGAAGUCAAACGUUCCGAGGUGAUACAAGCAAUAUCCCCCAGCGUUUGCUUUUGCCUUCAGUCAACGAUCCUAACAUUUGGGCCGUUCGUUGUAAAAUCGGAAAAGAAAAGGAUAUUGUCUUCUCGCUUAUGCGUAAAGCAAUGGACUUACAAUACUCUGGAAGACCGUUGGACAUCAUUUCGGCCUUUCAACGGGAUUCCUUAAUUGGCUAUAUCUACAUUGAAGCUAGAAAACAAGCACAUGUCUUGGCAGCAUUACAGGGCGUGGUCAACGUAUAUCCUCAGAACAUGAUUCUUGUUCCUAUCAAAGAGAUGCCAGAUCUUCUCAAGGUUCAGAAAAAGACAGUUGAACUUCUUCCCGGCGCCUAUGUUCGUAUCCGUCGCGGUAAGUAUGCAGGCGAUUUGGCACAAGUAGACAACUUGUCUGAAAACGGUCUGAAUGCUCGAAUCCGUUUAGUUCCUCGUUUGGACUACGUCGAUGCUAAACGCAGACAUCCUACUUCUCGUCCUCAACCCCGUCUGUUCAAUGAAAGUGAAGCCUUGAAAAAUAAUCCCACAAAACUUUCACGUCGUGGUCCUCGCCAGUUUAUGUACAAUAGUGAAGAGUAUGAGGAUGGUUUUCUGGUGAAAGAUGUUCGUAUCGCUUCUCUCAUUACGGAAGGUGUGAAUCCUACUCUAGAAGAAGUUUCUCGUUUUCAUCAAGAGGAUGAAGAAAUGGAUCUAACUUCUCUUGCACAAAGUAUAAAAGGUGGUCAUGCUGACUUUCAACCUGGUGAUCAUGUUGAAGUUUACAUUGGUGAACAAGCCGGUGUUAGCGGAGUCGUUGAAAAUGUGCAUGGUAGCAUCGUCACAUUACGGUCUCCUGAUGGACUAAAACUGGAUGUUCCUUCUCGAGGACUUCGUAAGAAGUUUAAACAUGGUGAUCAUGUUAAAGUUAUAUCUGGAAAGUAUAAGGACGAUACCGGUAUGGUUGUUCGGAUCAAUAAGGACGAAGUUACAUUUUUCAGUGACACGACACUUUCCGAACUCACAGUGUUCUUUCGAGAUUUGGGUGAAGCGAGCACGGCACAAUCAAUCAAUUCCGCUUACGAUUUACAUGACCUUGUUCAACUGGAUGUGAACACCGUCGCUUGUAUAUUUUCUGUGGAUCGCGAUGUUUACAAAGUGAUUGAUCAAAAUGGUGGUGUACGUACCAUUACGGCUUCACAAAUUAGUAUGAAGCAUGACCAUCGUCGUGGUGUCGCUACCGAUAGAAAUGGUUCUGAAAUUCGUAUUGGUGAUAAAGUUAAAGAAGUGAACGGCGAGGGAAAGCAGGGUACUAUUCUUCAUAUCUAUCGUGCCUUUGUCUUUCUUCACAAUCGUGAUAACCCCGAGAACAACGGUGUUUUUGUGGCACGCAGUCGUAAUGUCGCUACUGUUGCUGCUAAAGGCGCUCGUAUUUCUACUGAUCUGACAAAACUUAAUCCCGCCAUCAGCAAUGGCAUGCCUCGUCCUCCUGCCGCUAAUUUGUCGCGUACUAUUGGUCGUGACAAAGCUGUUGGUGCCACGGUGCGUAUCAGAAGAGGACCUAUGAAGGGUUUGAUGGGUAUCAUUAAAGAUACUACUGAUCUUAAUGCUCGUGUUGAACUUCACACUGGUAAUAAAACGGUUACCGUUCCAAAAGAUAGUCUCAUGUAUACAACAAAGACUGGCCAACUCAUUUCAUACCAGGAAUUCGUUGAACGCAACCGGGGUAUUCGCUCUGGGGGACCUGGCGGAGGUUAUCCUGGGGGCAACAUGCCAGUAUGGGCACAAGGUGCAAGAACGCCCAUGGCGCAAGCAGGUGGUUCCCGAACUCCUGCCUGGAACUCUGGCAGCAAGACUCCCGCCUGGUCCAUGGGUAGUAAAACACCAGCCUGGAACGCUGGAAGUAAAACGCCUGCCUGGAAUUCCGGUAGCAAAACGCCUGCUUGGAACGCUGGAAGCAAAACGCCCGCCUGGAACGCCGGCAGUAAGACUCCUGCUUGGAAUUCAGGUGGUUCAAAUGCAUGGUCCACUGAUUCCUCCCGUACUCCAGCAUGGAAUGCUGAUAGUUCCAAAACACCUGCUUGGAACGCUGACAGUUCUAAAACUCCUACGUGGGGUAAUGACAGUUCCAAAACACCAGCAUGGGGUAAUGACGGCGGUAAGACGCCAGCUUGGGGUGCUGAUGGCGGUAAAACGCCCUCUUACGGUGGUUUCUCGGCCGCACCUUGGGACAAUAAUGACGACGAUGAUGCUAGUAAGCCUUCAGCUGAUGCUAAAGGCUCCGCGUGGACAGCGCCAACGCCAGGAGGUUGGAACGAUGAUGAUGAUGGAGAUGACUCUCCUAAGUACGUGCCUCCAUCUCCUUAAAAACAUGCAUGUGCAUCCCGUUGGUACAAAUACAUUGCUUAUACAAUGUGCGCACACAACACAUACAUAGCCCAGGCCCUUCCUCAUUCUUUUCCUUUUGCUCACGUUUAAAUUAGAUGUAUUUACUUUGUUUAGGAUGCACUGAAUGUGAUGUAUAUGAUUAUAGUAUUAUGGAAUAGUAGGUAGCGAGGGAAGUGACUGAGGGUUGGACGGGGCAAAAGAUUGACUUCAAUCAAAAGAAUAA
This is a messenger RNA of Schizosaccharomyces japonicus yFS275, 3295 nucleotides long. Its product is annotated as transcription elongation factor Spt5. The record is from RefSeq and is a predicted model, not a curated record. Gene Ontology annotation, biological process: chromatin organization; transcription elongation by RNA polymerase II; regulation of DNA-templated transcription elongation. Bases 196 to 3051 code for a protein of 951 amino acids. Gene Ontology annotation, cellular component: DSIF complex; nucleus. Gene Ontology annotation, molecular function: transcription elongation factor activity; chromatin-protein adaptor activity. NCBI's taxonomy places the organism in Eukaryota, Fungi, Ascomycota, Schizosaccharomycetes, Schizosaccharomycetales, Schizosaccharomycetaceae. The transcript has a single exon.